Molecule: messenger RNA, 1365 nt
Organism: Nematostella vectensis (starlet sea anemone)
Lineage: Eukaryota; Metazoa; Cnidaria; Anthozoa; Actiniaria; Edwardsiidae
Exons: 2
Coding region: 15-602 (195 amino acids)
Biological process (GO): cellular response to hydrogen peroxide
Source: RefSeq, a predicted model, not a curated record
AACUUACAUCACGCAUGUCGCUUUGGCCUAACAACAAAAUAAAUAUGGCGGAGUCAAGCGAAAGCGAGCUAGAAGAAAGCCUUUACACCACGCAAAACCCUAACAAACCCGUAGAAAAGACAGAGAGGGAUCUGCAGAUGAUAUUCAAAAAGCUAAGAGUCAAUUAUUCACCGAAGCGCUUAAAAGAAAAGGUCAAAAUGAGACGUCUCCAAAGUGGUAAACUAACUUCAAGGCAAUGUAGAACACCCAGAAGAAUAAUCAAGACUCCUACCUUUGUUUACAAAAGUGGUACUAUCAGGCAUGGCAAACUCUUUAAGUCAACAGCAAACUCUGAUUCGGCAGAGAGCAAUGAAGUUGUUCCUUUCUCAAAAAUGCAAGAUUUGAGUAUGUCAAAAUCUUGUUAUGGACCCAAGAAGGCUGAACCUAGCCGUGUGGUUAAGAGUUGCAGUGGGCAGUUCAGGAGGGCACAGUGCACCAAGGUACCCCAACACGGAGAGGUGAACUUUGAUGACACUACUCCUGAAGAACUGGCUGCCUACUUUGAACAAUUGUUGCACAUCCCAAAACCCAUGUCUGCAAUGGCUGAGAUGAUGUAUACAUAGUACUUGAUGGUCUACAACUAGUUGUAGUAGACAAGAUAGGUUGUAAGGUAAUUUGCUAUUUCUAAAUGCUGGUUUCCAUAUGGCUGUUAUGAACAAUGCUGGUGACUGAUUGCUCACCAAACUCCGAACAACAACCUUACGUUUAUGAAUUUAUGCAGAAGGAUGAUUUAAUCAAUGAUAUGGAAACCUUAAAGUUGAUUUUCGAGUGUUAGUGAAGCAAGCAUAACUAUUUUUCCUCCUCUCUGGAUGAUAACUCUUGCUUGAGAUGGGGAGGAGUAUAAUAGUGCAACACAUGUAGCCUGUGGCACCUCAAGGGUUUAUUCUGGUCACUUUUUUGUUAAUAAUGAUUUUAUUCAGCAAGAAAGUCAGCAGAGAUGUUCCACAGGGGUGAAAAAAUAUAGAAAGUCUUUAAAAAUAUCACCCCACAAACUUGACUUAAGUUUUGUUGGAGCUUAAAAAUGAUACAGUAAGUUCUGCUUUUGCAUUUUUAUUUCUGUGGACCCUAUAAGAAUUUUAAUUCAAUAUGUUUUUUUUAUUCCUGGAUGCAUUCCAAAUGCUUCUAUUUUCUAAGGCCUAUUUACAAUUAAUUGACUUAAAUAGUACCAAACAAAAGUGACAAACAUGUUUCACACAAAAAAAAUCGAAGAAUAGAUAAUAAAUUAUAUCUCACAUAUAAUUCGCUAUUUAUUUGCAAGUUUGAGUGUGUCGGGUAGAGUUUAUAAAGCGUUAUGUUUAUAAAAAGAAUUAAAAAGCUAAAACAGUA